AUGUGGUUUGGAGAAUCUGAAGCUAAUGUGCGUGACGUAUUCGAUAAGGCUCGUGCUGCAGCACCUUGUGUUCUAUUCUUUGAUGAACUGGACUCGAUCGCAAAAGCUCGAACUGCGGGUGAUGCUGGUGGCGCGGCUGAUCGUGUAAUUAAUCAAAUCCUUACCGAAAUGGAUGGUAGACGCACUACAUUAAUUUAUCGUGAAAUCAAAAAACAUCUAGCCCAUAAUAUUGUUUGCAGACCAGACAUCAUUGAUUCUGCUAUUCUUCGUCCAGGACGUCUUGAUCAGUUGAUUUACAUCCCACUUCCUGAUGAAGCAUCUCGCCUUCAGAUCUUCAAGACUCCUGUAGCUAAAGAUGUGGACAUGACAUUCCUUUCGAAGAGCACUGUGGGAUUCUCUGGUGCUGAUCUUACGGAAAUCUGCCAAAGGUGUGUUUAUAUCUUAUCUUUAGGUUCGUUAGUCGAGUUAUUUUGUGAGGAAAUCAAGAUUGAGAAAGAUAGGCAGGAACGACGUGCACGCGGAGAGGAGCUCAUGGAGGAUGAGGCUUAUGAUCCAGUGCCUGAAAUCACUCGUGCACAUUUCGAGGAGGCCAUGAAGUUUGCUCGAAGAUCCGUAUCUGAUAAUGACAUCAGAAAGUAUGAGAUGUUCGCGCAAACUCUGCAGCAACAGAGAGGAUUUGGGAACAACUUCAAAUUCCCAGGGGAGCAGCCCAAUCAGCCGUCGGGAGUUCCUGUCGGAGGAAACGAUGAUGACGAUCUUUACAGUUAA
Messenger RNA from Strongylus vulgaris, 768 nucleotides. NCBI's taxonomy places the organism in Eukaryota, Metazoa, Nematoda, Chromadorea, Rhabditida, Strongylidae. The record is from the annotation of a GenBank genome assembly.